Trypanosoma grayi is the source of this 3297-nucleotide messenger RNA. RefSeq lists its product as hypothetical. The record is from RefSeq and is a predicted model, not a curated record. The coding region runs from base 1 to 3297 and encodes 1098 amino acids. Gene Ontology annotation, molecular function: protein binding; DNA-binding transcription factor activity. The transcript has a single exon. Lineage: Eukaryota; Euglenozoa; Kinetoplastea; Trypanosomatida; Trypanosomatidae. Gene Ontology annotation, biological process: regulation of DNA-templated transcription.
AUGGGCGACCUUUUCAUUCAAGUGAUUUCGGGUAAUCCGCGACAAAAGCACAGCCAAAAUUGUACCACCUCACCAGAGUUUACCAUCCUAUGCGCACAGGCACCAAAUGCGGAGGACCGCAUCGCCCUACUUUUGAAACGCCUCCCAACUUCAACCGAGGCAAGCUCAGCCCAAACAAUGAGUUACCUCCUGCAAACGUGCGUUUCGGCUUGUUUGCCCCCAGAUGAGGCUGACGGUGUGGUUGAAACUUUGGCGGAGUUUGCAAAGGAACACCCAACAUGGGUUGAAGCCAUUCAGUGGAUCUGCGCCCUUGUGCAUUAUUACUGCACAGACGAAAUCACCGUUUCACUUUUUUCUGAGUUCGAUGUGCCAUCUAUAGCCGUGCGGGCGUUAAGAGAGAAUCCACAAAAAUACAAGCUUGUUCUGGCUGCAUGCGCUUUGGUGUCUCACUUCAAUUUGUACCCCAUCGGCGAUGGUAUCACUCAACUUGCUCGGGUGCUCCAGAUUCAUACCACGGAUCCACUGGUCUGUAAAAUGGCUUGCCGCGCCCUCGCUGAGUUCACAUCUUACGUGGCAGAGGUACCAGACCGCUUCGCUACCGCUAACAAAGAGUUUCUUGAAGCAAAUGGUGUGGAGGUUCUCGAGUGUGUUUUGCGAGAACAAAUCGGUGAUGAGGAGACCACAAGGUAUGUUGCUCGAAUCGCCGCAAAUGUGACGAGUUCUGGUGUUCCCAGUUACCUAGAACCCGACUCAAAAGUAAUUUCAUACCUUGCAGAGGCACUGGGACGCUACUCGGAUUCUGAUUUGUUGUGCAGUCACGCUUUACACGUUUUUAGUAACUUCCCAACCUCGCCGUACAUUGACUGGAAUGUUAUAACGACAGUAGUCAAAACUACGGAAUCCGAGGCAACGACAUUGGAAGCGGUUCAUUUCCUCUGCAGCGUCGCAAUUAAUGUGAAGGCACAAAAGCAACAGAUUCAUGCAACAGGUUGUGUGCAGCGCGUACUGGAUAUAUUGCGCAAGUACCCUCACAAUGCAGCCAUUCAAGAAAAUGCAUGCAGCCUGCUUUCAUACCUCUCCUUUGACUCUGAAACGAUAACGUCAAAGAUAACAGAGGCCAAUGGGAUUCUCUUGGUACUUGAGGCAAUGAAAAACUUUCCCAAUAAUGAAGAUUUGCUUGUUUCUGCAUGCGCAGCACUCAGUGGUCUGACUUUCAACAAUCUACAGGGACAGCAGGUUAUUAUUGAUGAGAAAGGCGUGGCACAAAUUUUGGAUGCCAUGCGGCGCGGAAAAAGUGCACGAUUACAAGAGAAUGGAUGCUUGGCCAUUGGUACCAUGUGCUGGAACAGUGAUUUGAAGACUGACGUUGUGCGGCUAGGCGGUGUGGAAAUGAUUAUGAAUGCCUUGAGAGAGCAUUACACAAGUCCAGGGCUCGUGAAAAAUGCGUGUCGCGCUUUGGCACAAGUUGCCUUCAACUGUGAUGCGUACCGAGAGGAGAUGAGUGCAAGCGGGGUGAUUCCACUUAUAAUAAAAGGUAUGGCACAGCACCCUAACUAUGACCGAGUGCAAAUGCACGGCUGUGUGGCACUUUCGUAUCUCUCGUGGAACAAUGAGGCGAAUUCCGCGCAAAUUACUUCGAACAAUGGUUACAGUGUUAUUGUUGACGCUAUGCGUAACCACGUACACAACUACGAGGUACAGGAACAUGCAUCACGCGCGCUUGCAAACAUCGGUACAGUCCCUUCAGAGGAACUUACUCCAGCGCUGGAACAAAUCGUUGCCGCUAUGCGACGACAUGAUCAAGUAAGUGAGGUCCAGGAAGAGGCGUGCCGUGCCAUCGUCACGCUUUCAUUGGUUUCACCUACAUACAAGGACAAAUUAUAUGAGCUUAAUUGCGUGGAGUGCGUUGUGGCGGCAAUGCGGAAUUUUCGUAGUAAUCAAGUGGUUCAGCAAGAGGCAUGUAACGCCUUGGCACACCUCGCAUACGAGCACGCAAAGCUCAACAAGGCUGUGACUGAGCUUAAGGGUGUGGAAGCCCUCCUCCUAGCCAUGAAAACCUAUGUGAACGCCCCGAAGGUACAGUUAAACGCAUGUGGUGGUCUCAGUGCAUUGGCGUUUGACAACACUGUGGCGCAACAACAAAUUUAUGACCUUGGUGGCGUUGCAUGCGUUAUCCGUGCCAUGGAAAACUUUGAGCGGCUACGUAUGCUGGAGUUGGGCUGUUCUGUUCUCGGCACGUUGGCGUGGAAUGCAGAGAUAAAAGAGAAGGUUGCUGUUGUGGCCAUACCAGAAAUCCUGAAGGCUAUGCGUGUACACCACAACAGUCCGCUCCUACAGAAGUCUACAUGUCGUGCCAUAUCUCAAUUUGCAUUUAAUUCUGAGAACAACCGCCAGUUGCUCUCAGAAUCAGGUGCCAUACCACUAAUUGUUAAUGCCAUGCGCACACACAUUACCACCGACAAGCUCCUUGUGCAUGGAAUAAAGGCUCUCACGUACCUCUGCUGGGAAAACGCACAAGCUGCUGAAGCAAUUAUCAAUGAAGGCAUUGAAGACGUUCUCCAAGUAAUUGCCAAUACCUAUUCGCCAGCCCAACGUGUAUAUGGUGAGGCUGUUCAUCUUUCCAAAAUCCUAUUUCGUAAAAUAUCAGGCAGCCCUCAGGCACGGAUGUUUUCACCGCCAGUGUCUUCACCUGUGCCCAUGUCGCAAACACCCGGGCCUGGAGGCGUCACCCGUACCGAUAACGCGAUGCUGCUAAGCCCGCCCAUGCAGGGUGACAGGGAUGUGCCACACUACUACGCCGUCCCGCAAGAGUUCAGUCAACAUGAAGGGCGUCAGCAGCGAAAUCAACGGGGCGGUCAAGAACACCAAGAGAGAGAAGACAGUAAACACAAGAACGACGGAGCAAGCCGACGACGGCGCAAUCGGCGUCGUGGAGGCAAUACUGGCUAUGAACGACGCCCUAACCAGUUUGAAUCCCAGGGUGAGGGACAAGGCGGGGUGGCACACCAUGUGGAUCCAUACAUCAACCGGACACAACGACGCGAAAAUGAUUCAUCUCGCCCGCUAUCCGCAGAGGACUUGUGGGAUGACCCGGACCCAAGUACGUGCCAUGGGAAUCGCCAACUCGGCCAACUUAAUUGGCAGCAGGCGGAGCUUACAAGACAACAUAACGAAAGGCAGCGGCAACCCUGUGAAUCACCAGGACGUGGGGGUGGACGUGGCGGUAAGAGGCGCGUCAAUCCACGCAAUAAUAGCCGUGGAAGAGGGCGCGGCGGUGAACAGGACAGACCUCGGUGA